GGCGGAAGCGGGGUCAGGCUGGCGUGCGCGCUCACGUGAGAGAUCCUGCGGGUUACUAGAGACGCGCCGCGGCUCGCGCGCUUUCACAGAAUAACGGUUAAAAACCGGAGGAUUCAACCGACGACGCUCCGACGCCGCGACACGCGUCUGAGAAACGGAAACGUCUGCGAUGUCCUUUAUAUUCGACUGGAUCUACAGAGGCUUCAGUGGAGUGCUGCAGUUUUUAGGUUUGUAUAAGAAGUCUGGAAAGCUGGUGUUUCUCGGGCUGGAUAACGCCGGGAAGACGACUCUCCUGCACAUGCUCAAAGACGACAGAUUAGGACAGCAUGUGCCCACGCUGCACCCUACAUCCGAGGAGCUGACCAUCGCAGGAAUGACGUUCACCACGUUUGAUCUGGGCGGUCACGUUCAAGCGCGGCGUGUGUGGAAGAACUACCUCCCGGCGGUCAACGGCGUGGUCUUCCUGGUGGACUGUGCGGAUCACGAGCGUCUGGACGAGUCUAAGGUGGAGCUGGACGCUCUGCUGUCGGACGAGACCAUCGCCGGCGUGCCCGUGCUGCUCCUGGGGAAUAAGAUCGACCGCCCGGAGGCCGUGAGCGAGAUGAGGCUGCGAGAGGUGUUCGCUCUGGACGGACAGACCACCGGGAAGGGCAGCGUGUCUCUGAAGGAGCUGAACGUCCGGCCGCUCGAGGUCUUCAUGUGCAGCGUCUUGAAGAAACAGGGUUACGGCGAGGGCUUCCGCUGGCUCUCACAGUACAUCGACUGAUUCUACCAUCAGAAACCUGCACUUUCUCUCUCAGUACGGGCUUGUUUUCACUAAUGAAGAGCAGUCAGAAUCGAGGCUCGUCUUCUUAAAACUGUGAGGAAGGUACGCUUCGUGAGAUCUCACAACUCUGUCUCUUUGUUUCUGCCACGGAUGAGGAUGAUUGAGAUUUUUCUGAUUUCUGGUUUAUAUUGAGUAUCUCACAG
Puntigrus tetrazona (Sumatra barb) is the source of this 969-nucleotide messenger RNA. It is a transcript of the gene sar1aa, whose product is annotated as secretion associated, Ras related GTPase 1Aa. Bases 170 to 766 code for a protein of 198 amino acids. Gene Ontology annotation, biological process: vesicle organization; endoplasmic reticulum to Golgi vesicle-mediated transport; intracellular protein transport. The record is from RefSeq and is a predicted model, not a curated record. NCBI's taxonomy places the organism in Eukaryota, Metazoa, Chordata, Actinopteri, Cypriniformes, Cyprinidae. Gene Ontology annotation, molecular function: GTP binding; GTPase activity. The transcript has 7 exons. Gene Ontology annotation, cellular component: COPII vesicle coat; endoplasmic reticulum exit site.